AUUAAAGAUGGCGCACCCGUGCGAGCUAAACAUUUUAUGCGAUAAAAAUUCGGGCAAUAAUGUUGAAGACAGGGUUAAAAUGGCAUUGUCUUUGGGAUAUGAAGUUAUUGUCAUGAACAACUUCAUACCUGAAUUUUAUACAAAGAAAAAGAAGAAGGGACAAGAGAAGACAGUACCUGUUCCAGAGGCAUCAGAAAUAAAGAUACCAGAGCAUAUAUGGAAAGAAUUUAAAAAGAGAUACAAGAACAUCCAGCAGUGUACAAGGUUUACCACAGUGAUAACUGAUGCUGCACAGAUGCAUGGUCUAACCAAGCAGAAGGAGCUCAAAGGUUAUGAUAUAACUGCUGUACAACCCACGACAGAGAAAUUAUUCCAUAAUUGCUGCACAUCUGAUGAUGUGGACAUCAUUACCUUUGAUAUGACUGAGAAGAUACCAUUCAAAAUAAAAAGACCAUCUAUAAAUAAGGCACUGGAGAUGGGUAUCCAUUUUGAGCUUACGUAUUCCCCUGCAAUACGAGAUCCAACUCUGAGGAAACACUCUAUCAGGAAUGCCAUCAAAAUACUCACUGUAUGUAAAGGGAAGAAUGUGGUGCUAAGCAGUGGAUGUGAAAGGGCUGUGGAGCUCAGGGGACCAAGUGAUGUGGCAAAUCUAGGUAUUUUGUUUGGAUUAAAUGAAGCCCAAGCCAAGGAAGCAGUCUCCUCACGGUGCAGAGCUGUCCUCCUUCAUGCAGAAGCGAGGAAGACUAUCAGGGGAACAGCAGUUAUGAAGGUCACUCCUGUAGUAGACAUUUCUCAGAAACUUCAGUCUAGUACAGAAAGUCAGAAGAACAGUUUACAGACUACUUCUGAACUGAUGCCUGAUGAAUCAGAUAAAUCUGAUUGCAAUGGCCUUAAAGAGGACAGGAGGACUGGCAAUGUUAGUGAAAGUUCAUUUAGAAAGCGUUUACAUGAGAAAGACACAGACUUUCAGUUUGAAGACACAGUAUCCUCUGUGUCAAAGAAAUCCAAAACUGUUAAUGUUGUAGAUUCCUGAUACUUCAUGUGUAUGUACAAU
This is a messenger RNA of Lingula anatina, 1054 nucleotides long. Its product is annotated as ribonuclease P protein subunit p30. Gene Ontology annotation, molecular function: RNA binding. The record is from RefSeq and is a predicted model, not a curated record. Lineage: Eukaryota; Metazoa; Brachiopoda; Lingulata; Lingulida; Lingulidae. Gene Ontology annotation, biological process: tRNA processing. Gene Ontology annotation, cellular component: nucleolar ribonuclease P complex.